AUGUUGAGGUAUAAAGCAAUAACCGGUCUCAUUAAACCAACGAGUCGACUCGGUAUAUUUAAAAUACCAAUCUCGACCUUUAGUCAAACUACAAACACACAAGAUCAAACACCAAUUCUACAAAGAUUCCAAAACGUGUCCAAAAAGGACAAAAUUAGUGUUAUUGUAAGCAAACUCGUUGACCUUGAGAACACAAAAGAAGCGGUCUACGGUACCCUCGACGCGUGGGUUGCGGAGGAACACGAGUUCCCAAUCGGCCGAGUCAAAACCGCAUUGUUGACUCUCGAAAAAAAGGAAAAAUGGCAUAAAGUUGUGCAAGUUAUAAAAUGGAUGUUAAGUAAAGGACAUGGGACAACAAUUGGGACAUAUGGACAAUUAAUAAGGGCAUUAGAUAUGGAUAAUAGAGUAGAAGAGGCAAAGAGGUUAUGGGGUAGGAAACUUGGUAGGAAUGUGGAAUUGGUGCCUUGGAAAGUAUGUGAAAUUAUGGUAUCGGUGUAUUAUCGAAAUGAGAUGUGGAAAGAGGUUGUUAAGCUUUUUGAGGAGCUUGAAGGGUAUAAUCGGAAAUGUACGGAUAAAGUUAUAGUGGAAAGGGUGGCGGAGUCGUAUGAGAAGUUAGGUUUAGUUGAAGAGAAGGAGGGGGUUUUGGUUAAAUAUAAGAGUUUGUUUAGCAAGAGUAGGGGCAAAUAUGGAAGGAAAUCAAGUAAGGAGUUAUCGAAAAUUGACUUAAGUCAAUGA
This is a messenger RNA of Lactuca saligna, 735 nucleotides long. The record is from the annotation of a GenBank genome assembly. NCBI's taxonomy places the organism in Eukaryota, Viridiplantae, Streptophyta, Magnoliopsida, Asterales, Asteraceae.